Messenger RNA from Melanaphis sacchari, 2965 nucleotides. Its product is annotated as arylsulfatase B-like. Bases 565 to 2259 code for a protein of 564 amino acids. The transcript has 8 exons. Lineage: Eukaryota; Metazoa; Arthropoda; Insecta; Hemiptera; Aphididae. The record is from RefSeq and is a predicted model, not a curated record.
ACAAGUGCUCCGAUCGUAUCCGUUUAUGUUUCGCACGUCUUCCGGGUAUAUUCGAAAUAAUAUUACGCGUGCACGUUUGUAGAUGUAUUUGUUAUUUUCAUUUUCAAGCACAGUAUUAAGAUAAAAUAUUAAUAUUAAUAUAAUAUUAUCAUCGAGAUACCCGCGAAUUGCACUACAUUGUGUAAAUCGUUCCGAAACAUAAUUUACUAAUAUACAACAUACAUAUAAAUAUUUACACAAAUAUAUAUUAAAUAAGUAUAUCGUAUUUAUACACACGUUGAAAAAUUUGUGAAAAGAUAUAAUAUAAUAUUUAUCAACGGCACACUUAGUAGCGAUUUUUCUUUUCCGUCCAUACGCGAAUUAGGCCAUAUAUAUAGAAAAAAAAGAAGAGGGAAAACCCGUCGUUUUUCGUCGUUAUUUUUUUAUUCACACCGCCGUCGCCGUUCGGAAAACCGAUAUCAGCUAGACUGCCAUAAUCGCGUUCAAUAUCUAAAUAUAUUUGCUUAAACUUCGUCGCAGUCACUCGCACAGUCGCCGUCACCACCGCCCAUACACUGAAGACUCAUGGAAGUCACACGAUCGUCAAUGUGGCUCCUGGUCGUGUUGGCCGUCGUCUUGCAACCAGCCAGACCUCAAACUUCCAAGCCGAACAUCGUUUUCAUUAUGGCAGACGAUUUGGGAUGGAACGACUUAAGUUUUCACGGUUCUGAUGAAAUCCCGACACCUAACAUUGAUGCGCUGGCAUUCAACGGUGUUGUACUCAACAAUUUAUACACUCAACCGGUGUGCACGCCAUCUCGAGUGGCUCUGAUGACUGGAAAGUAUCCGAUUAAAUUAGGUAUGCAAGGUCCUCCGACUUACGGCGCCGAACCAAAUGGCUUACCGCUGUCCGAGAAACUGUUACCGGAAUAUCUCAGAGAAUUGGGAUACACAACUCGGGCCAUAGGCAAAUGGCAUUUAGGUUUCUACAAACUGGCCUAUACGCCCACGCGGCGAGGUUUCGACUCGCACUUUGGCUAUUACACAGGAUACGUCAGUUACUACGAUUACAUACUUCAAGACGUCUACCAGAAUUUUGGCGAAUUCCACGGGUUUGAUAUGCGACGAAACGACACUAUGGCGUGGGAUGUGGUCGGCAAGUACGCCACUGAUGUAUUCACCGACGAAGCUGUGCGAUUGAUCAAAGAACAGCCGGUCGACCGCCCUCUGUUCAUGUAUUUAGCGCACGUAGCUGUGCACACGGGUAACAAAGGUAAGAGCUUGGAGGCACCGCAGUCCGAAAUCAACAAGUUUAAUCACAUUUUGGAUCCGAAUCGGCGAACUUACGCAGCAAUGGUAUCCAAACUAGACGAAUCUGUGGGUCGAGUAGUGGAGGCGUUAUCAGAAAAGAAAAUGUUGCAGAACACUAUAAUCGUGUUCAUGUCAGACAACGGAUCACCGUCAUUCGAUAAUUCUGGUCGGGGUUAUGGAUCCAACGUCGGUGUUACACCCAACUGGGGCUCUAAUUUCCCGUACAGAGGUAUAAAGAACACGUUGUGGGAAGGUGGCGUUAAAAGCGCAUCUUUUAUCUGGGCUCCACAAUUCCAGGAAAAUCCUCGCGUUUCCAAACAGCUCAUGCACAUCACCGAUUGGUUGCCGACGUUAUACUCAGCUGCAGGGGGAAAUUCUGGAUUUUUACCAAAAUAUCUGGAUGGAUACGAUCAAUGGGCAUCUCUCACAUUAAAUUUACCAUCGCUUCGUAGUUUCGUUUUACUUAAUAUAGACGAAAAACAGCGUUAUGCCGGUAUUCUUAAAGAUAAUUGGAAAUUAAUUGUUGGUUCAACGGCGAACGGGUCACUGGACGGAUUCUUCGGAGCCACCCGGCCACGGACCCCGUACAACGUCACCGCUGUGCUGUACAGCCCGGCCGGCCGCGCGCUCGCCCGGCUGGCCAACGCGCUGCCGUUCGUCACCGGACAGCCGAACGGCGUCCGCGACCUGUUGGCCAUGCGGUACGAGUCGACGGUCCGGUGCAACCCGUCGCCGGAAGGGCCGCGGGCCCGGUCGCCGUGCCCGUCCGGCGAGGCGUGCCUGUUCGACCUGGUGGCCGACCCGUGCGAGACCAACAACGUGGCCAAGAAACACGUGACGGUCAGCGGACAGCUGUACGAGGCGCUCAAGUACUACAGGCGGCUGCUGGUGCCGCAGACCAACCGGCCGUUCGACCCGGCCGCCAACCCGGCCCGGUUCAACAACACGUGGUCCACCUGGAUGUACUGACCGGAAGCGGUCGGCGCACCCCGCACACUGCACACGAUGGCCGCUACGCACGGCAGGUUCCCCGCGGCGGGUUCCGGCAGGAGAAACGACAAGUCCACCGCGGCAGAGGUUCCCAAACGUGCGGGUAGCGACCCGAAAGCGGGCGGAGAUCGCGUUUUUAGAGGGGCGCGUUGUGUUUUCAAACGAUACGUUUUUUUUUCAGACGUACGUGCUCCAUUGAUUCAAUCGUGCUGUUGUGCGUAGGUCGCCGAGAUUUUCGAAAUGAUUUCCGAAAUAGGUCGUGCCGUAAAAUGUUUGGGAACCUCUGCGCUAUGGAAUAUGCGGCGAAAUAUAACGUCGAUAGUAGUCUCCUGCAGGCGCGCAAAACGGACGAAAAACCCACACGCGUGUCGUACGCUCUUCUCACGCCGUUUAGUCGACGAUCGUGAUUAUUCGAUCCAUCUGUAGAGUAAGAUGUCAGCUUAUAAAUUAUUAGAAAAAAAAAAAAUUAUUAUCAAACGUCGCUUUACGAAUUCAUUCGACCUAGACUGUAGCGCGCUCGGCAUAUCUUUAAACGCGAUUCGACCUACUCUUUAAAUAUUUCCGAUACGUCUGAGAACGUAUUAUCUGAAAUUUUCUUCGAAAUCGGUACGAUAGUUUUCAUAGUAAAUGAACUACGAGCGUACAUAAUAUUAUUAUGUCUUGUAUGUUUAAACAUUUUAUCGAU